CGGCGCGGUGAACUCGGACAGUUCGCCUGUGGAGUUACCCCGCGAGCACCGGACUCUCCAAAGCCUCCCCCACCCGCGCGUUAAGAAGCCCUUCGCCGCUCCUUUCGUCAACUAAUUCCAAGAUGUCCAAAAAAUCCUUAAGCGAGGACGAGAAGUUCCUCUUCGUUGACAAGGACUUCAUCAACAGUCCUGUGGCACAAGCCGACUGGACCGCAAAGAAAUUGGUGUGGGUCCCGUCUGAGAAGCAUGGGUUCGAGGCUGCCAGCAUCAAGGAAGAGCAUGGAGAAGAAGUGCUGGUAGAGCUCGUGGACAAUGGUAAGAAGGCGACCGUUAACAAGGAUGACAUCCAGAAGAUGAACCCACCUAAGUUCAGCAAGGUGGAAGACAUGGCUGAGUUGACAUGCUUGAACGAGGCGUCCGUGCUGCACAACCUGCGGGAGCGGUACUUCUCUGGUCUCAUCUAUACCUACUCGGGCCUAUUCUGUGUGGUGGUGAACCCCUACAAGAUGCUUCCCAUUUAUUCUGAGAAGAUCAUUGAUAUGUACAAGGGGAAGAAGCGUCAUGAGGUUCCUCCUCACAUCUAUGCGAUCGCUGACAAUGCCUACAGGAACAUGUUGCAAGAUCGAGAGGACCAGUCAAUUCUCUGCACUGGAGAGUCUGGUGCUGGAAAAACAGAGAACACCAAGAAGGUCAUCCAGUACCUGGCAGUGGUGGCCUCCUCUCACAAAGGCAAGAAGGACUCCAACGUUCCACAAGGAGGAUCGCAGUUUGCCUACGGGGAGCUCGAGAAGCAGCUUUUGCAGGCCAACCCCAUUCUGGAGGCCUUCGGAAAUGCUAAGACCAUCAAGAAUGACAACUCCUCUCGCUUCGGUAAAUUCAUCCGCAUUAACUUUGAUGUGACAGGCUACAUUGUUGGAGCCAACAUCGAGACAUACUUGCUGGAAAAGUCUCGCUGUAUCAGACAGGCCAAGACGGAGAGGACCUUCCACAUAUUUUACUAUAUGGUGGCUGGGGCUAAGGACAAGCUGCGUGAGGACCUGCUGCUGGAGAACUUCAACAAGUACCGUUUCCUAGUGUCAGGACAUGUGCAGAUCCCAGGUCAGGAGGAUGAUGCCAUGUAUGAAGAGACCAUGGAGGCCAUGGAUAUCAUGGGAUUCACUCAGGAAGAGCGGGCAGACAUUUUAAAGGUAGUCUCUAGCGUGUUGCAGCUUGGGAACAUUGAAUUCAAGAAAGAGAGGAACCAAGAACAGGCAACCAUGCCAGAUAACACUGCGGCCCAGAAGGUUUGUCAUUUGCAAGGCAUCAAUGUGACAGAUUUUACCCGGGCCAUCCUCACGCCACGUAUUAAAGUGGGCCGAGAAGUGGUGCAAAAAGCACAGACUAAGGAACAGGCUGAUUUUGCUGUGGAGGCCCUUGCUAAGGCAAUGUACGAGCGCCUGUUCCGUUGGAUCCUGAUGCGUGUCAACAAGGCUCUGGAUAAAACAAAACGUCAAGGAGCCUCCUUUCUGGGCAUCUUGGAUAUCGCUGGCUUUGAGAUUUUUGAGGACAAUUCCUUUGAACAGCUCUGCAUCAAUUACACUAAUGAGAAGCUGCAGCAGCUCUUCAACCACACCAUGUUCAUCCUGGAGCAGGAAGAGUACCAGCGAGAGGGCAUUGAGUGGAACUUCAUUGAUUUUGGCCUGGACCUGCAGCCUUGUAUUGAGCUCAUUGAGAGACCAAAUAACCCACCAGGCAUUCUUGCCCUUCUGGAUGAGGAGUGCUGGUUUCCCAAGGCCACAGAUGUCUCAUUCGUAGAGAAACUGUUCAACACACAGGGCAACCAUACCAAGUUUGCCAAGUCUAAGCAGCUGAAGGACAAGACAGAAUUUUCCGUGCUUCAUUAUGCUGGGAGGGUGGAUUACAACGCUACUGCUUGGUUGACAAAGAACAUGGAUCCACUCAAUGACAACGUGACUGCUCUGCUCAACAGCUCCUCAAAUCCAUUCAUUCAGGAUCUAUGGAAAGAUGUGGACCGUGUGGUUGGCUUGGAUACAAUCGCCAAGAUGUCAGACAGCUCUAUGCCCAGUGCAUCCAAAACCAAGAAAGGCAUGUUUCGCACAGUGGGCCAGCUAUACAAGGAGUCUCUUGCCAAGCUAAUGACCACCCUGAAUAACACUCAGCCCAACUUUGUGCGGUGCAUCAUUCCCAACCAUGAAAAGAGGGCAGGGAAGCUGGAUGCUCAUUUGGUAUUGGAGCAGCUGCGAUGCAAUGGUGUGCUGGAGGGUAUUCGCAUUUGUCGGCAAGGGUUCCCCAACCGAAUUGUCUUCCAGGAGUUCCGGCAACGUUAUGAAAUCCUGACCGCAAAUGCUAUUCCUAAGGGUUUCAUGGAUGGAAAACAAGCUUGUUGCCUAAUGAUCAAGCACUUGGAUUUGGACCCAAACUUAUACCGCAUUGGUCAGAGCAAGAUCUUCUUCCGCACUGGGGUAUUGGCUCACUUGGAGGAGGAGCGUGACCUGAAGAUCACUGUUGUCAUCAUUGCCUUCCAAGCACAGGCCAGAGGCUACCUGGCCAGAAAGGCCUUUGCCAAGAGGCAGCAGCAGCUGACAGCCAUGAAGGUGAUUCAAAGGAACUGUGCAGCCUACCUCAAACUACGCAACUGGCAGUGGUGGAGACUCUUCACCAAGGUCAAGCCCCUGCUACAAGUUACACGGCAAGAGGAAGAGAUGAGCCUGAAGGAGGAAGAGCUCCAAAGAGUCAAAGAACAGGCGCAAAAGAGUGAAACAGAGCUGAAGGAGAUCACACUAAAACACACACAGAUGGUGGAAGAGAGAAACCGUCUACAGGAGCAGCUCCAGGCAGAGACAGAGCUAUACGCAGAGGCUGAGGAGAUGAGGGUACGUCUGGCUGCCAAGAAACAGGAGCUGGAGGAGAUCUUACAUGAGCUGGAGGCACGGCUAGAGGAGGAGGAGGACCGUGGACAGGCCAUGCAGGUGGAAAGGAAAAAGAUGCAGCAACAGAUUCAGGAUCUCGAAGAACAUCUGGAGGAGGAAGAAGAUGCUCGUCAGAAGCUACAGCUGGAGAAGGUGACUGCUGAGGCCAAGAUCAAAAAGUUGGAGGAUGAUGUCCUGAUCAUGGAGGACCACAAUAAUAAGCUGCUCAAGGAGCGGAAGCAGUUGGAGGAAAGGAUAGCAGAUUUCAGUUCCAAUCUGGCUGAAGAAGAGGAAAAAUCAAAGAACUUGACAAAGCUGAAAAACAAACAUGAAUCUAUGAUUUCUGAACUAGAGGUGCGCUUGAAGAAAGAGGAGAAGACCCGACAGGAGCUGGAAAAGACCAAGCGUAAGCUGGAAGCAGAAUCCAAUGACCUUCAGGAGCAGAUUGCUGACCUGCAAGCCCAGAUAGCUGAGCUGAAAGCCCAGCUGGCCAAAAAAGAAGAGGAACUACAAGCUGCACUGGCAAGGCUGGAGGAUGAGAUGGCUCAGAAGAACAAUGCCCUGAAGAAGAUCCGAGAGCUGGAAGGACACAUCUCUGACCUGCAGGAAGACCUGGAAUCUGAGCGUGCAGCUCGCAACAAAGCAGAGAAGACAAAACGUGAUUUGGGUGAAGAGCUGGAAGCCCUCAAAUCUGAGCUGGAGGAUACCCUAGACACAACGGCAACCCAGCAAGAGCUUAGGGCUAAACGAGAACAAGAAGUAACUAUGUUAAAGAAGGCAAUCGAGGAAGAAGCACGCUCACAUGAGGCACAAGUGCAGGAGAUGCGGCAGAAGCACACACAGGCUGUGGAGGAGCUGACAGAGCAGCUUGAGCAGUCUAAACGGGUGAAAUCCAAUCUAGAGAAGUCAAAACAGGCUCUGGAGAAGGAGACAUCAGAGUUGACAAUGGAGGUGCGCUCACUGACUCAAGCCAAGCAGGAGGUGGAGAAUAAGAGAAAGAAAGUGGAAAGCCAGCUGGCUGACUUGCAGUCCCGGUUCAAUGACAGUGAAAGACAAAAAGGAGAACUUGGAGAGCGUGUCUCCAAAAUUACUGUGGAACUGGACAGUGUGACUAAUCUUCUCAAUGAAGCAGAAGGCAAGAACAUCAAGCUGAGCAAAGAUGUGACCAGUUUGACGUCUCAGAUUCAGGAUGUACAGGAACUGCUAGCAGAAGAGACCCGCCAGAAGCUAAACUUCUCAACGCGACUACGUCAGAUGGAAGAUGAUAGAAAUGCACUGCAGGAGCAGCUGGAUGAGGAGGUGGAGUCCAAGAGGAUAGUGGAAAGGCAUGUCUCUACUCUCAAUGUGCAGCUGUCAGAGUCCAAGAAGAAGCUGGAGGAGUUUGUCAGCAAUGUAGAGCUCCUAGAGGAAAACAAGAAACGGCUGCAGAGAGACUUGGAGGCAGCAAACACACAGUUUGAGGAAAAGGCCUCAGCUUAUGAAAAGUUGGAGAAGACCAAGAAUCGUUUACAGCAAGAACUGGAGGACCUAUUAGUGGACCUUGACAACCAGAGGCAGCUAGUUUCCAACUUGGAGAAGAAGCAGAAGAAGUUUGACCAGAUGCUUGCUGAGGAGAAGAGCAUUUCCAACAAGUAUGCAGAUGAGCGUGAUCGUGCAGAGGCUGAGGCCCGAGAGAAAGAGACCAAGGCCCUGUCCCUUGCUCGGGCACUAGAAGAAGCCCAGGAGUCACGUGAAGAAUUGGAGAGAAUCAAUAAAGCCUUGCGAACAGAGAUGGAAGACCUGAUCAGCUCCAAGGAUGAUGUCGGAAAGAAUGUGCAUGAACUUGAGAAGUCAAAGCGUGGACUUGAGGCACAAGUAGAAGAGAUGAAGACCCAGCUGGAGGAGCUGGAGGAUGAGCUGCAGGCAGCUGAGGAUGCCAAACUUAGGCUUGAAGUUAAUAUGCAGGCUCUCAAAGCCCAGUUCGAAAGAGACUUGCAGGGCAGGGAUGAGCAAGGCGAGGAGAAGAAACGACAGCUGAUUAAACAGGUGCGGGAGUUGGAGUCAGAGCUGGAGGAUGAGCGCAAGCAGAGAGCCACAGCAUCAGCAGCCAAGAAGAAGUUAGAAGGAGAUAUCAAAGACCUUGAGGGUCAGAUCGAGACUGCCAACAAAGGCAGGGAUGAGGCUAUCAAACAGCUUCGCAAGAUCCAGGCCCAAAUGAAGGACUACCAGAGAGAACUGGAUGAUGUUCGUGCAGCCAGGGAAGAAGUGUUGGCCUCUGCCAAGGAAAGCGAGAAGAAAAACAAGAGUCUGGAGGCUGAGCUUAUACAGUUGCAGGAGGACUUGGCAGCAGCAGAGAGGGCACGUAAACAGGCUGAAGCUGAAAGAGAUGAAUUGGCUGAUGAACUGGCCAGCAACACAUCUGGAAAGUCAGCACUCUCUGAUGAGAAACGGCGCUUGGAAGCUAAAAUUGCUCAGCUGGAAGAAGAACUGGAGGAAGAGCAGAGCAAUAUGGAGAUGGUCAAUGACAGACUGAGGAAGAGUGUGCAGCAAGUUGAACAGCUGAACAAUGAGCUCCAGUCAGAGCGCACUACAGCUCAAAAGAACGAGAGUGCACGGCAACAGAUGGAAAGGCAGAACAAGGAUCUUAAAGCCAAACUCCAGGAGAUGGAGAACCAAGUGAAGUCCAAAUUCAAAGCCAGCAUCAUGGCUCUGGAAGCCAAAGUGCAACAGCUGGAGGAACAGCUGGAGCAGGAGAACAGGGAAAAGCAGACAUCUGCCAAGGCCUUACGCCAGAAGGACAAGAAGCUGAAGGACUUGGUGAUCCAGGUGGAGGAUGAACGGAAACAAGCAGAGCAGUACAAGGACCAGGCAGACAAGUCCAACUCAAGGAUGAAACAACUCAAGAGACAACUGGAGGAGUCAGAGGAGGAGUCUCAGCGUAUAACUGCUGCACGCAGAAAGCUGCAGAGGGAGCUGGACGAAGCCACAGAGGCCAACGAAGCACUGAACCGAGAAGUCAAUGCAUUGAAGAACAAGCUCAGGCGUGGAAACGAACCAUCCUUCACCAGUGCACCACGGCGUUCUGGAGGUGGGGGACGGAGAGGAAUGAUCGAUAACACAGAAGCUUCCGAAGAAGAUGCAGACUUACAGGGGGAUUUCAAUGGAACCAAGAGCGCCGAAUAAAGGACCCUAAACAAUGAUUCUUCAGCAGUGCCUUCUCAAUAAGUACUUUAUAUGUUGCCAGGCAGAUAUGCUUAGCAACAUAACCAAAUUAACACCUACUUAAUCUAUACUUUUCAACCACAAUUACGCACAGCAAACAAAAGAUAAGUGUCAGCCAGUCACAAAGAGUGAACAGAUCCCUCAGCUUUUCAGGGCAUAAUGUUAUGUCCUCAUUACCAAAAGGAAUGUGAAAGCAUGUGUUCUGUUGUCAAAAACAUUCAUUCUCAUUGGUUUAAGUGUUUGAGUUUUUGUUUGAUUUGUGCUGCAAUAUCCUGUACUGCACUCUAAAUUAUUACAUUCCUUCUGUGGAUUUUGUCAUUGACUUUAAUGAACGAUUACACCUGCCAGAUACAGCUGUGAUCACUUUGAUCUACAGUGACAUCACAGGGUCUGCUUUUGGUCGUUUCGAAAAACUUGCAGCCCGCUUACAGAGCAGUAGGUGAAACAGCCCAAUCAAUGCACUGCAAACUGAGGUAUGUUUUACUGUCUAUAUGUUGGUGGGUAUUUGUGAAAUUUUUAUAAUUUUUCAACUGUUGGAAGACCCAUAGUUAAUAGAGGAAUGUAAAUCCUUCGCUUCACUUUCUGUAACUGCUGUUUAACUGUCCUGACAAAGCAAAGCCAUGUCAGACUAGUUCAUAUGAACACUUUUGUCAUGGUUCAUCAAUGCUUCCUAAAUCUAACACCUAUUUUUCCAAAUAGAUUUGUUUCACAUUGUCUUAUUUCAUGGUGAAGCUGAUCAUUUUUAUCAUUACACUGGAUAAUGAAAAAUUAAAUCAGUUUAGUUGGGCACUCAUUGAUGUUCCAUAAUUUGUGACAAAUGGUUUUCAAACUCAGGAGGUCUGCUUAUAGAACUGUAGUAUAGCUAAUACCAAGAGAUCAUGUUACGGCCUUAAUUUGUGUGCACUUUGGCUUUCCAUUUCCUGUCUAAGCCUCUUAAAGGUACCAAUGUUUAUCAGUUAACAGUUUAAUAGAACAUCUGGUUUUAAAAAGCAGUUGGGAGAAAGUCCCUUUUGCAUAAGUUCUUGCUUAGAUUAUAGGUUUCUAUUGCUCACUUUAAUAGUAGUUUACUUCAAAAUGAGAAACUUGGAAUUUAGACUUUUUAAAGAUUAGUAUUGUGGACAGGUAUAACAGUGUAUACAUAAAGUGUAUGAAAAACAUGGAGUCCUUGGUUGUAAAUUUAGCAAAUCCAUAAAAUGAGAAUUACAGGUAAAACUAAAAAACUCCCCUGCAGUCUUUUUGAACAGGAAUUUUACAGAUGUAACUAUCCAACAGUUUAUAAAUGAAUACAAUUUUAGGUAUUUUGUAUUAAAAUAUUAGCAGCUAUUGCACAAAUUCAUGCACCAAUCACUAAAAGUUUCAGUUGGCAUAGUCCCACAUUUCAAUUAAAUUGAAAUCAAUGUGUUACUAGUUGCAAUAUAUUUGUGAAACCACUUGCACAUGAAAUAAAGUGUGUAAACACAA
Scleropages formosus (Asian bonytongue) is the source of this 7571-nucleotide messenger RNA. It is a transcript of the gene myh11a, whose product is annotated as myosin, heavy chain 11a, smooth muscle. Bases 123 to 6071 code for a protein of 1982 amino acids. Gene Ontology annotation, cellular component: myosin II complex; cytoplasm; myosin filament. NCBI's taxonomy places the organism in Eukaryota, Metazoa, Chordata, Actinopteri, Osteoglossiformes, Osteoglossidae. The transcript has 42 exons. Gene Ontology annotation, biological process: actomyosin structure organization. Gene Ontology annotation, molecular function: microfilament motor activity; ATP binding; actin filament binding. The record is from RefSeq and is a predicted model, not a curated record.